UAAUAUUUCUGUCUGCCUAGUCAUUUUAUGCAGCCAAACUUUGAAGACCCCGGAAUUUUAUUUUUUAUCUUAGCAUCCAAUUAGUCAAAUAAAACUAUUUUUUCUGUAAUACAUUAUUUGAACAUUAUUAAUUUUCUAUUUAAUUGUGCAUGUUUUCUUUUGGAGGUAGUAUCAAUGGCAAAAAUUAAGCUACUAGUAUACACGGCUGUAUUAUUAUUACAUUUAGCUUUAGGAGACGAUGAUGAUGUAACUGUAGAAUCAGUGCCUUAUGAAAGUCCUACGGCAAGUAAAGAUAUUUAUUUUUCUGAACAUUUUGAUGAUGCUUCAGUUCUUAGCAAGAAGUGGGUGAAAUCAAACUCAAAGAAGCCUGAUGUUGAUGAAGAAUUAGCUCAAUAUGACGGUAAAUGGAGCAUAGAGCAAUUAGAAAAAUUUCCUUUGAAAGGUGACAAAGGAUUAGUUCUAUCUUCUGAAAGUCGUCACGCUGCUAUAUCUUCUAAACUUAAUAGACCAUUUAAAUUUGAUCAAACAAAACCUUUUGUUAUACAGUAUGAAGUUGCUUUUCAAAAACCUCAUACUUGUGGUGGAGCAUAUCUUAAAUUAUUGACUGAAGGUCCAGCCACAAAAGACUUAUCACAAUUUAAUGACAAAACACCAUAUUCUAUCAUGUUUGGACCUGAUAAGUGUGGGCCAACUUCCAAAGUACAUUUUAUAAUUAGACACAAAAAUCCUAAAAACAAUACUAUAACUGAAAAGCACUGCCUUAAACUCAAAACUGAAGAAACUAUAUUUACUGAUCAUCAACCACAUUUAUUUACUCUCGUGAUUAAACCUGAUAAUUCAUAUUCAUUUUACCUAAAUCAAGAGUUACAAUAUGAAGGUGACUUAUUAUCUGAUGAAGAUUUUGAUCCAUCAAUUAACCCACCUAAAGAAAUAGUUGAUGUAAAUGAUGUCAAACCCAAAGAUUGGGAUGAGAGGGCUAAGAUUCCUGAUGAAAGUGCUGUUAAACCAGAUGACUGGGAUGAAAGUGAGCCAGAAAAUAUUCCUGAUGAAUCUGCCGUAAUACCAAAUGAUUGGUUAGAAAGUGAACCUACUCAUAUACCAGAUACAGCAGCAGUUAAGCCAACAGAUUGGGAUAAUGAUAUGGAUGGAGAAUGGGAACCACCUCUAAUAAAUAACCCAAAAUGUGAAGAUCGUUCAGGAUGUGGACCUUGGUCUAGACCCCUUAUGAAAAAUCCGAAAUUCAAAGGAAAAUGGAAGCAACCUCUUGUUGAUAAUCCUAAUUACCGUGGAAAAUGGUCUCCUAGACUUAUUUCCAAUCCAGAUUACUUUAAUGAUUUAACACCUUUGAAAUCUUCGCCGAUUAGUGCAGUUGGUUUUGAAUUAUGGUCCAUCUCAAAUCAAAUAUAUUUUGAUAAUAUUAUUAUAACAGAUAAUGAACUACAAGCUGAAGAAUGGGCAAAAAAAACAUGGUCACUUAAAAAAAAAAAUGUAUCACAAGAAUCGGAAAGCGUAUUUGGAGCUGUUCUUAGGUAUACUAAUGAAAAUCCAUGGUUAUGGGCUGUUUAUGUCGUAGUAGUUGCUAUAACUGUUGUUCUCUUAGUAAUUACCUGUUGCUCCUCAACUAAGGACAAAUCUACAUCAGAUGAGUCAAGAAAAAAAACUGAUGAACCUGUUCCAGAUGUUGAAGAUCAAAUUGAUAAUUCUGAAGUAGUUGAUACAAAAGAUAACAAAAGUACUGAUGAAGAUGAAAAUAUUGAUUAUGAAGAAACUGAACAAGAUAACAAAGAUCAAGUACCAUCUUCACCUAGAAAACGCAGAACUAGAAAAGACUGAAACUACUUCUUGCUUCUGUUGCCUCUUUGUAGCUUCCUUAUUUUUUUUAUUUCUUUUAAUCGUUAGUCGUUAUUAUUAUACUACCUAAAAUAGAGUGAAAAAUUACAAGUUUAUUUAAAUAUUGUAUACUAGUAUGCAUAAAUCACAAUACUUUAAGUUAUCAUAUCUUGAACACAUAUUUUAGAUUUAUGAAUUAAAAAAUUGCUUUAAAUUAGGUUUUAACUAAUUUUAUACAAACCACUUGAACAUAAAAUAUUACAGUA
This is a messenger RNA of Daktulosphaira vitifoliae (grape phylloxera), 2096 nucleotides long. Its product is annotated as calnexin-like. NCBI's taxonomy places the organism in Eukaryota, Metazoa, Arthropoda, Insecta, Hemiptera, Phylloxeridae. Gene Ontology annotation, molecular function: calcium ion binding. The record is from RefSeq and is a predicted model, not a curated record. Gene Ontology annotation, biological process: protein folding. Gene Ontology annotation, cellular component: endoplasmic reticulum; endoplasmic reticulum membrane. Bases 175 to 1833 code for a protein of 552 amino acids. The transcript is spliced from 10 exons.